GCUCCACUUCCAUAGGAACGCAAUCUUAUCAAUAAUUGAUAACUUAUGCCCGACGCAGACUUCAUCGCGAGUUUCACUUUGCUCUAAGCGGAUGUUGAUUUAAAGCGAUUUUGUAUUAUGCUAUAUUAAGCUGUAUUUUCAGUAUUAAAAAGACAAGUUAAUAUUGAAAAGGCUAACAAAGUUUAGAAAUUUCUUAUGAUAAAUCUCUUCAUACAACUCAGAGCAUUAUUGAUAGAAGUAUAAAAAUAUUGAAAAUGGCUGAUUGUGAGAUUCCAGUUGAGCAUCUUGAAAAUGAACCUGAUCAGGUUCGUUACAGACAAGGAUCUAGACAAUUUUCAGAAAUUAUUAAUAACAAUGCACAGAUCUUCCAACAUAUAAGACCGGAUAACAUGCAAUGGAAGCUACAAAGAAUGAAAACUAUCAAAACUCUCAAUGAAUUGCGAGAAAAACUGGAUGUAGUCUGCGUUGGAGCCAGUUAUGGCAAAGGGUUUGGAAAUGGAGCACAGAUAUCCGGUGCUGUUACGGCGAUAGUAGGUGCUAUUAUGGCCCUUGGAAAAUCAUCAUCAGCUGCAACUGUUAUGAAUUUUGGUAGCUUAAUAAACAAUUCAGGAACUUUGGUGGGAGGAAUGUCGAACAUUAUCGAAUCCUACAUAUCUGCGGAAUACCUACGUGAAGUAAAAGCCGUUUUAGAAAAGGACAAGGAGCUUUCUGAGCCAUUGCAAGAAUGGUUGGCCUUUUCUCGAACUUUAGAUGCAAAUAUGCAAAUUAUUUUCGGUUAUGAUCUCAACUCCAUUAUCCAGAAUAAUGUCUUGAAAGUGUUUUCUGAAUUUACUGUGCUCUACAAUUCUAUUAAAGGGUUCAAUGCAACCAUAGAAGUUAUGAACAAAGGACAAUACGCAAUGCACAUCGGAACUGACGUUACAGUUGAUAAAUUGCUGAAAUUUAGCAAAGAAUUGGAUGUAUCUCCUCAACUGGGAGAUACUGUGGUCAAAUUAAGCGAAUCUUUUAAACUUUUGCAAGUCGCUAAAGAUGGUGUUAAAGUCUACCAAAAUUUGUUUGGCGAGAGCGCUACGUCAGUCGAAAGUCCUAGGGCAAAUCAAAUGCCUGUUGCUUCACGUAAUCCUGAUGCAAUGAUAGCCAGCCAUGAUGAAGAUUCUGUAGAAUUGGUGUCCAAUCAUGAAGCCCCAUUCCAAGCACAAAGUCCAUCAGUAAAAGCCAUUUCAGCUUUUUGCGCUUUUCAAGCUGUUGACAUAGCAACUUGUGUUGUUUCUUUAAUAUCGGCUGUAACGGUUAUUAGAGAUGGUAAAUCCAAAUUUUCUGAUGCUAUAAAACAGAUUUCUGAUCUUCUUGACGCUGAAUUAAGAAGCCUGGAAGAACUUAAUUCAUACAAUUAAGUUAAAAUGUGAUUUCUUUUCAAUGAUACUAAUAUUUUAACCAACAAAUCAAAUUUAUAUUUUCAUUGAAUUUUUUAAAAAAUAAAUUAAUCAUAUUUUUCAACAAUUUAUUUUUCACAAAAAAAAUUAAAUUAAAGUUGCACGAGUAUGUUAUACGUUAAUGGGAAAAAAUUAACUUUUAUCAAUGCGUUGCCGUUAUAUUGACAAAAGCUCAAAUUAAAAGAAUAAAUUAACUAUUAUUCCAAAUUAAAAAAAAGUGAUUUUCAGAACUUUUCUGUAUGAAAUGAAAUUAAUAUUAAACAUGAUAUUUUUUGAAAAGUAAAUGCAAGGAAACAAACGUUUUCUAUUAUCUUUUACAAUACCUAUAUCACUCAAUCAAUUAAACAGUUUUAUUGAAGACAAAUAUUGUUUAAUAUGUACAAGAUAUAUAUUUUAAUCGGAGCAGAACAGAUAAUUUGUAAACCUUUAGUAAUAGACUAUAUAUGCUAACUAGUAUGCUAACAAAUUGUCUAAACGAAAUAAGUUUAUAUAUACUGAGUCAAUAAAUGCUGAUGAAUUACGACUUUUAAAUUUUUACAUAUAUCUUCUGCCCUGUAAAUCAUAUUUAACAAAAUAUUCUUAAGAAGCUGAUAUUUCAAUUAAAAAGACUUGCACUCCAAUCAACUUAAUAAAUCACUAAAUAUAUAAAAUAUAAAGCUGACCGAUUUAUGAAAAAUUUAAUCUCACUAUUCUAUAAAAACGGGUGGUUUUAGAUCACUUCAUCGACCGCCUCAAAAAAGCCAAUCAUCUCCCAGAGUUUCUCAAGAGUGAUUGGCUUAAAUUGUGAAAAUGCUGUUUGUUCUAAUAUGGUAACAUUCAAAACUUAAUAAAUCGGUUAGAUUUGAAGCAGAAGAUAGAAACGUUUAUUUAUUGAUUUAAAAGUUGAAGUGUCAAGAAUAUUUUGCAGAAAAUGAAUCCUUAGGACCAAAGGACUGUCUAAAAUUUAAACAAUGAUUUUUUGAAAUAUAUUUAUAAACUGAAAAAAUAUUAUUAUUGGCAGCGUUUAUAUAAUUUAAAAAUAAAUCUAAUAACUAAAUUUUUCAUCGAAUCCGUGAAAUAUUUGUUUAAUUAAUUCUUUGAGAUAUUAUACAUUUUGAAAAUUAUUCUGUAGUGCACAUAAGACUUCAAUGCCAAACUUCUUUGCUUUCAGUUCUCAUAUUCUUUUUAAAGACAUGUUUGGAUUCACUAAAAACGUAUUUAUAUU
Molecule: messenger RNA, 2637 nt
Organism: Argiope bruennichi
Lineage: Eukaryota; Metazoa; Arthropoda; Arachnida; Araneae; Araneidae
Exons: 3
Coding region: 255-1394 (379 amino acids)
Source: RefSeq, a predicted model, not a curated record